AUGUCUGCACCUGAAAGCAUGUCGUCUGCAAGUGCAAGCGCAAGUUCCUCCUCAACAGCUGGUAACAUCGAGGCUUUAAAACUUGGUAAACAGCCGCUUCCGAGAGAACUGGAUUGGGAACUUUAUAAGCAACAAGUUCUCGACAAGUUUAUUUCCGAAGCCCAGCUUGGAGAAAACGAGGAGGAUUUGGUUACAGGCCCUUACUCACAAUCCAAAGCCAAAUACAACGAUGUGUUGCAGGAACUACUCGCCAUCCAGUUCACAAUCACAAAAUUAGAAGCCAGACCAGGCACCGCAAGUACGAACUCGAGCAUUAAUGUCCUUGGUGCUCUAUCGGCUUCGGCAUCUUCGGUCGCUUCAGCGGAGGCUAGUUCGUCAAAGAGGCACACACAAGAUACCGUUCUAACUGUGCCUCCCGAAACUCUAGAGGCUGGCCUUGCGGCAAAGCUUCGACAUGAUGAAACCAGUUCGACAGAAUCUAAGGAAGAAGAAAUUGGAUCGGCAGGUUUGGUUCCAGAGGCAAAUGGACUAGAGGAAGAAGGGAAACCAGAAGAAAAGGCAGAGGAGAAGUCAGAGGAGAAUGUAGAGGAAAAUGUAGAGGAAAAUGUGGAGGGGAGCACGGAAGAAAUCCAGAGGCCAGCUUCACGGGCCUCGACCUCUUCUUCCGAUUCAGACGCUUCAUAUCAGGACCCUGACCGCCCAUGGGUUGAUGGACUCAUCCAUGACUACCCCCCUCCGCCUCGUAGGUAUUUGAGUAGGAGGGACAAAAUCAAGAGGGCGCUCUGGAGUGUCCGACUUGCCCCGGGGAAAGCUUCUGCUUCGGUCAGGAAGUCUGUCUUUGGAGAGGAACCUUGGUCCACCUCGCCAUAUUUCCUAUACGAUGAAUACCGGGAUGUCAACGCUAGGGGCUUCAUUGAAAAGUUCAAGUUCGAGCUCCAGCAACCGGACCGUUCGACGGUUGCCGGGAAGGUGUACGCAAGGGCUCGCGAGCCUUACUUCAAGACGCCGGGGUCUACCAAAAGGGAAUGCGUUUCUUGCACCGACAUGUUCCCCGUAACGGAAAUUGUUACUCUGGAUUGCGACCACAGGUAUUGCGAAGAAUGUUUAAACGUCAUGGUCAUGACCGCCUCUCAGCAGGAGAACACAAUGCCUCCCAAGUGCUGUAGUGUUAGGGUCCGACCAAAUGUCAUCAAGCGAGUUCUCAAGACCGACGAGGACAAGGUGAAAUUUUCUCGGAAAAUCAUCGAAUAUGACACCAUUGUCGAGAAGAGAUUGUUCUGCCCAAAGCAGAAGUGCGGUGCCUUCAUCCCGUAUCACCCCCGAAAGGACCAACAUCACCCUCUUGUUGGAACUUGUCAGAAGUGUGGGACAAGGGCUUGCCGUAUUUGUAAAGGGAAAGCCCAUAAGCAUACGGAGGACUGCCCUGAGGAUCUUGGAUUGAAUGCCGUCAUCGGUCUGAGCAAAGAUAAUGGAUGGAAGAGAUGCUAUCGGUGCAGGGCUAUGAUUGAGCUGAACUAUGGCUGUAAUCAUAUGACCUGUCGAUGUGGUGCCGAGUUUUGUUAUAUGUGCGGAAACCCAUGGUCGUUUGAAUACGGCUGUCCAACUGGGUGCACACAGACGGACGAUGAUGAUAUCCAAAACCUCGUUAAUGAAAUCAAUGAAGCGGAGCAGGCCAGGUUGGAAGCGGAGGCUGCUAUUGCUAAUGAUCCGGAAGCCCAGGAGAGACUCCGACAGGAGCAAGAAGCCAAACAACUCGCCGAAGAACAGAUCCUCAGAACUGAAGAAGACUUGCGACUCAAGGCCCUCUUUCGAACUCAAAAAGAGGAACAAGAAACCUUUAACACCUAUUCGGGAACCGUUCUGUUUAAACUUAGACAGCGACACUACGAAGAGAUGACCGAUCUCCAGCUCGCCCAUGUGGGCGAAUUCCUCACCCACAAUAGCGAAUUAGAGGAUCAAACCCUCGAGCUCUCCCAACAAGCUAAGGUGGAAGAAGCGGAGUUCUGCCAGAAGCUCGGGAUGACUCUUGAGCAAGUCAAAGCAAGCGAUGAGCACGAGGGUAAAUUCGUUGCCCUCUGCCGCGGACACCGCGAAAGCAUGCUCCGAAUGAAGGGAAAGUGGGACACUGAACACACUGCUCUCAAAUUCCGCCAUUCGAAAGCCCUAGAUAAGCUCCGUGCAGGUCAGAGACUUGAGGAACGAGUGGUGGAACUCGAGCUUUUAGAAAGAAAGACGGGCUUUAUUACAGAACAGCGUAACGUCCUCGCUCGCAUGAUUGAGUGGAGAAAGAUGGCCACCGGCUUGGACUACGCACCUGUGGAAAGCGUUUAUAAAACAAUCGUAUUUAGCGAUGAAGAUGCAAAGCUCCUGGAAGACGAACUCCUAUCAAUGGAACUUCCAUAA
Orbilia oligospora ATCC 24927 is the source of this 2403-nucleotide messenger RNA. RefSeq lists its product as uncharacterized. NCBI's taxonomy places the organism in Eukaryota, Fungi, Ascomycota, Orbiliomycetes, Orbiliales, Orbiliaceae. Gene Ontology annotation, molecular function: ubiquitin conjugating enzyme binding; zinc ion binding; ubiquitin protein ligase activity. Bases 1 to 2403 code for a protein of 800 amino acids. Gene Ontology annotation, cellular component: ubiquitin ligase complex; cytoplasm. The record is from RefSeq and is a predicted model, not a curated record. The transcript has 3 exons. Gene Ontology annotation, biological process: protein polyubiquitination; ubiquitin-dependent protein catabolic process; positive regulation of proteasomal ubiquitin-dependent protein catabolic process.